UCGAACAUAAUGCGCGCCCGCGUACACGUUGUCACAUGCUCAGGCGCGGCUGCACUGUUGAGUUCGAAGAGGCCCGGGCGCCCGGACGACGUCGCUCCUUCCUUCUGAUCCGAGCCAUCGAUCGAUCGAUCGAGUCUGCUGCCCUCGCUCCUCGCUCGUGACCCGCAGCGCUCCGUGCCAUUUGGAUCCCGAGACCUUCUCCUUUCUCGCUUUCUCUUUCUCCCUCUCUCUCCCAUUCUCUCUCUCGCUGUCUUACUCUCUCUCUCGGGGAGGUGGGUCUACAUCUUUCUCGCACUCAUCAGAGCUCAGAUUUCAAGCACCUGCCACCUCCGGCCGGGCUGGGGAGGGAGGGAGGGAGAGAUUUCAUAGUUCCGAAUCGGCCAGCCUAGUUUUUCCCCGCGAGUGGAAAGGUCAAGGUGGAAUUGCUCACCACUUCCGAUUGUCGGUCGAUCGUCGCAGUUAGGCUGGACACCUCAGACUUUCAUCCGAACUGAAGGCAUGGCUACAAGCUGGAAAACAUAUUCAGGCACCGCCUGUUUCAGCCAGGAUUUGAAAGCUCAGCACGUAAGGAAAGCCACGGCUACCAGGAUGUACUGCACUGCCAUAAGAUCUUCGCCAUCGUUGACGUUUCGCCAUUCCUUCUCAGUUUUAAAUGCCGGGCCACGCAAACUGUCCCUGAGAAUUCCAAGAAGAAGCAACCUUCGAAAAUUGGCAAAUGACCUCAUAGUAAGAGCUGUUUCUGCACAGCCAAAUGCGACAUUUCAGACGCUUCCCGGUUUUACUCAACUCGCAGACACCGCUAUACCGGAAACAUUGACAUUGCCGGAGAUUGUGAAGACUUUACCUCCAGAGGUGUUCGAAAUAGAUGAUUUGAAAGCGUGGAAGACUGUAGUCAUAACUGUGACAGCAGUGGCCGCGGGAUACGCCGCUUUGGCAGUGUCACCUUGGUACCUGUACCCAAUUGUCUAUGCCUAUUUGGGAACAGCUGUCACCGGAAUGUUUGUAGUUGCUCACGACUGUGGUCAUUCUUCAUUUUCGAACAACAAGACGGUGAACGAUGUUGUCGGAACCAUUAUGAUGAUGCCGCUCAUCUACCCCUUCGAGCCAUGGAGAAUCAAGCACAACACCCAUCACGCACACACGAACAAAUUGAUCAUGGACACAGCGUGGCAACCGUUUCGUCCACAUCAAUAUGACAGGUCGCCACCAUCCGCCAAGGCUCUGAUGGAGGCCAUGAUGGGCCCAUUCUGGUGGGCUGCUUCUGUGGGCCACUGGCUGUUGUGGCAUUUUGAUCUGAACAAAUUCCGUCCCCAAGAGAGAGCUAAGGUGAAGGUGAGUUUGAUUGCUGUUGGAGCUUUCGUGGUUGGUGUGCUGGUACCACUUCUUGUGACUCAAGGCCCUGUUGGCUUUGUGAAAUGGUGGCUACUUCCUUGGUUGGGAUUUCAUUUCUGGAUGAGCACUUUCACAAUGGUCCAUCACACCGCCCCUCAUAUUCCGUUCAAAGGAGGUCGCGAAUGGAAUGCAGCUGAGGCGCAGCUUACCGGAACAGUUCACUGUGAAUAUCCAGCUUGGGUGGAGUUUCUGUGUCACGAUAUCAGUGUGCACAUUCCACAUCAUAUUUCCUCGCGGAUUCCUAGUUACAAUCUGCGAAAGGCUUAUGAUUCGAUCCGAGAGAACUACGAUAAGCACUUGAACAAAGCAGUUUUCGGUCCCGAUCUUAUUUCCACGAUUAUCUUCAACUGUCAGUUAUUUGAUGCGAAAGACAAGAAGUGGCUGAAGUUCGACAAGAGGUCACGCGAGAAGUCUACCUCAGAAUCCGAAAAUUCCACAAACUAGUCCACAGAACGACCAACCCACCCAAUUCACUGUUCGCGGCUAGAUGAGUAGCGUCAUUGAAACCUCGAGUUCAUGAGUUUUUCCUCAGGACGGACAAGAACGAGGUCACAUGGCUUGAAACCAUAUUUCUAAUGUGUACAUUUCAAACAUGACCAUCAACUGAUGCUUGAUGGAAUUCGGA
Marchantia polymorpha subsp. ruderalis is the source of this 2017-nucleotide messenger RNA. The record is from the annotation of a GenBank genome assembly. Lineage: Eukaryota; Viridiplantae; Streptophyta; Marchantiopsida; Marchantiales; Marchantiaceae.